AUGCCUGUUUGUUAUAAUUCACUUUCACGAAAAUCCAAUGGAUUUUCUAUUGAUGAUAUUAUUAAAACUCAUGAUUUACCAAAACCCUCAAAUAGAUUAUCAUUAUGUUAUGUACCACCAAUUACAUGGCUACCACCACAUGCAUCAAGUAUGUAUCAAUUACAACGUGAAUCGAUGUUGGAAUAUCUUCGACAUACGAAUCAAUUGACUAAUUCAGGAUCAAUGGCUGCAUUUUUUCUUAAUUCAUAUCGUAAACCGAAACGUAAUCGUACAGCUUUUACGCCGUCGCAAUUACUUAAAUUAGAAAAUGCUUUUGAAAAGAAUCAUUAUAUUGUUGGACAAGAACGUAAAGACCUAGCAAAACAUCUUAAUUUACCUGAAGCUAAAGUUAAAGUAUGGUAUCAGAAUCGUCGUACAAAAUAUAAACGUUUGAUAAACGAAGAUGGUAAUAGUAGCACAAAUGAUAUUGAUCAUCAAAAUGAAUCCAGUAGAAGAAUAAAAAGUUCUGAUGAGCAUGAAUGGAAUGAUGAUGAUGAUGAAGAACAACAACAACAUGAUCAUUAUGAUUUAAAUCUUGAUGAUCAAGAAGAAAAAUCGAAUUCGAACUAA
Molecule: messenger RNA, 609 nt
Organism: Rotaria socialis
Lineage: Eukaryota; Metazoa; Rotifera; Eurotatoria; Philodinida; Philodinidae
Source: the annotation of a GenBank genome assembly